Messenger RNA from Folsomia candida, 1808 nucleotides. It is a transcript of the gene Septin1, whose product is annotated as septin-2. Gene Ontology annotation, biological process: regulation of exocytosis; cytoskeleton-dependent cytokinesis. Gene Ontology annotation, cellular component: septin complex; synaptic vesicle; septin ring. The coding region runs from base 233 to 1420 and encodes 395 amino acids. The record is from RefSeq and is a predicted model, not a curated record. Gene Ontology annotation, molecular function: GTP binding; GTPase activity; molecular adaptor activity. Lineage: Eukaryota; Metazoa; Arthropoda; Collembola; Entomobryomorpha; Isotomidae. The transcript is spliced from 10 exons.
UAUAGCAAGCACAUCCUUAUACCAGAUCGCUCAUAUAUAGUUCAAGCCAGCCGCAAAAAAUACACAUUUUUCAGCGGUUGUCGGCAGUUGAGUUUUCUAAACAGAAAGCAGACUCUGGUUCUUUCCUCAAUUUCCGUUCUUUUUAUCAUCAUCCUUCCUCAAUUUCAGUUUACCGUCCUUAUUUUAUAGUGUCAGCCCAUAGCUCAUACUUUAUUUCAACGACUUAUUAAAGAUGUCCAGUGAAGUCAAAUCCGGGAAUGAGCAUCCACAAAGUUAUGUCGGUUUCGCAAACUUACCCAACCAAGUUCACAGAAAAUCGGUCAAAAAGGGCUUCGAGUUUACCCUGAUGGUUGUCGGUGAGUCAGGGCUGGGAAAAUCGACGUUGGUCAACAGUUUAUUUCUCGCAGACCUUUAUUCCGACAGAAAAAUUCCAGAUGCCAAAGGUAAUGGACACCACGCCAACGGGACAGUGGGCGUGGUGGGCAACGGUUAUAGACCAACGACAGGGGCAAGAAAUGGUCCUGAACUCACUUCGCAACAACUUUUAGAAAAGUUUCACAAGAAUGUGAAAAUCAGUGCCAAAACAGUAGAGAUUGAAGAACGAGGUGUUAAACUGCGACUGACCGUUGUCGACACUCCAGGAUUUGGCGACGCCAUCAACAAUGAGGACAGUUUUCAGUCAAUUGUCAAGUAUAUCGACGACCAAUUUGAGAAAUUUUUUCACGGAGAAAGAGGCUUAAAUCGGCGAAACAUUACAGACAGUCGUGUCCACUGUUGUUUUUAUUUCAUUUCACCCUUUGGCCGUGGCCUUAAGCCUCUGGACAUCCAGUUUAUGAGACAAUUGCACCAGAAGGUAAAUAUCGUGCCAGUCAUAUCGCGAGCAGAUGCGUUGACAAAGAAGGAAGUCGAUGAUUUGAAGAAACAAAUUCGACGUGAGAUUAACGAUGAAGGGAUCAAGGUAUAUACUUUGCCGGAGGUAGAUGAAGAUGAAGACCAGGAAUACAAGGAAGAGGUUCGGCAAAUGAAGGAAGCUAUGCCUUUCGCUGUAGCUGGUUCUACGACCAGCAUUGAAGCGAAGGGGAAGAAACUUCGUGGUCGCGUGUAUCCUUGGGGAGUGGUUGAAAUUGAAAAUCCGGAGCAUUCUGAUUUUAUUAAGUUACGGAACAUGCUGAUAACCCACAUGCAAGACUUGCAAGAGGUCACACAAGAAGUACAUUAUGAGAACUAUCGUCUUCAGAAAUUGGCCGAAGAGGCUCGUGCCGGACAGGCUGAACUAAUUUUGGACCAUCAUGCAGGAGAUACUGCUACGGACAAGGAGAAAAUGAAACGAAUGUUGGAAGAGAAGGAAUCAGAAUUGAGAAAAAUGCAAGAAAUGAUGGCUAAAAUGAAAGCGGAAAUGAGCAUGAACUCUUCGAAAUAACUUUCUCGCAAACUUCAACGAAACGAUUGGCCACAUCGUAUAUUGUCCUUAUAAGUUUUACCAGAUCUUAAAAUGUCCCAACCGCUUUUUAUAAUUUUGUACGCUUUUUUUACAGAGUUGUGCAUGCAUACCAAUGUUUUACUAUUACAUCUAUACGCUUGUUCUCGUUCUAGUGGUUUUCACAUAAUCAUUAAUUGUUAUUAUAAAAUAUUGUGCCUACAUAUAUUUCUUAAUUCUCAGGACAUACAUACAUACAUUUAGAGUGUGGACUUGUCUAAACAGAUUGAUUUAGCUUCCAAAUGUCAAUAACAAAACUAAAGUGAACUAUUUCUACUUUCAUAAUUAAUUAAUAAUGAGUAAUAAAUUAAAGACAUUAAGCACUAUGCAA